GCUUUGGCCUGCCUGCCCCGCGGCCUCCGGAGCCAGUUCGCCGUCCGAGUCGCAGCCACCGCCACGAUGUGGGCCGUCCUGCCGCUGCUCUGCGUCGGAGCCUGGCUCCUGGGCCCCACCGCCUGCGGCGCCGCCGACCUGGCAGUGAGCUCCCUAGAGAAGUUUCACUUUAAGUCAUGGAUGUUGCAGCACCAAAAGAAAUACAGCUCGGAGGAGUACCACCACAGGCUGCAGGCGUUUGUCAGCAACUGGAGGAAGAUCAAUGCCCACAAUGCCGGGAACCACACAUUCAAAAUGGGACUGAACCAGUUUUCAGACAUGAGCUUUGCUGAAUUAAAACGCAAGUAUCUUUGGUCAGAGCCGCAGAAUUGCUCAGCCACCAAAGGUAACUACCUUCGGGGUACUGGUCCCUACCCAUCCUCCGUGGACUGGCGGAAAAAAGGAAAUUUUGUCUCACCAGUGAAAAAUCAGGGCCGCUGCGGCAGUUGCUGGACCUUCUCCACCACCGGGGCCCUGGAGUCUGCUGUCGCCAUAGCAACUGGGAGACUGCCCUCUUUGGCCGAGCAGCAGCUGGUGGACUGCGCCCAGAACUUCAACAAUCACGGCUGCCAAGGGGGUCUCCCCAGCCAGGCCUUCGAGUACAUCCGGUACAACAAGGGCAUCAUGGGUGAAGACACCUACCCCUACAAGGGCCAGGAUGGUGACUGCAAGUUCCAGCCCAGUAAGGCCAUUGCUUUUGUCAAGGAUGUAGUCAACGUCACAAUGAACGACGAGGAGGCGAUGGUGGAGGUGGUGGCCCUGUACAACCCUGUGAGCCUUGCCUUCGAGGUGACUGAUGACUUUCUGAUGUACAAAAAGGGCAUCUACUCCAGGCCUCUUGCCUGUUUUGCGAUGUGAGUUCGGCCACUUCCGGUAGUGUCUCCUUCAUGGCCUUCCUUGUCAUCUGGCCAUUCCUAAGUGCAGGUGUUCUCCAGGGCUUUCUCCUCAGCCCUCUGUUCACACACUCCUUGAACUCCACGGCCAGCUGUUUGCUGAGAAAUUCCAAGUCUCCAUCCGCCAGCCUGGUCUCUGGCGGGUGUUAGACCCACAGAUCUAAGGGCCUCCCCGCCGCAUCAAGCUGGAUGGCCCGUGGAAACCUCAGAUCCUGCGUUUCCGUCCCUCACCAGAUGCUGCCCCAUUAACACUGCUCAGAAGCGUGCUCUCCGCUCCCUCCCCGUGUCUCUGCCCACCGUUGCCUCCUUUGCCUCCUUCCUGCUCUGUCCGUGUGCCCUCACUGCUGGUCCAUUCUUCACGCGGAGCCAGAGUCAGCCUUCUGGAACACCCUUCUCGCCACACCAACUUCUCCAUCCUCCAGUGUCUCCCCACCGUCACGUGUCUUAGCUCGGCUGGGGGAUCCCUCGUGAUCUGGUCCUUUCUCCAAGCUCAUCUCUCGUCAAAGCUACCCGCGUCCUCCCUGUUCCACCCCGUGCCCCUGCCCCUGCCCUGCUGAAGAGCUCAUAGUUUUAUACGAGUCCCCUGCCUCCCCAGGGAAGCCUUGCCCCUGCCCCACCCCGUUCCCACCUGGUUGGAUCCCCUCCCUUGGGCUCCUGUCAGCCCCCCAGCCGUCACAGCCCUCAGUCCACUGUAUAGAAGUAGCCUCUCUGCCAUCCUGCUCCCUGCCGAAGGAGGCGUCCUAAUCCAGGAGCAGAGUUUUGCACGCUGCUGGUGUCUCGCACCUCGUCCCCGGGCCUGGCACGUGCCAACAACUCAGUUACAUGUCGGCUCAGUGAUCACACGACCACUGCAGUUUGUCCUCUUGAAAUUUUCAGAAUUUCCUCAUGAGAACUAGUUCACUAGCUAAAAUGAGAAACCUGUGUAAUUGUCCCAAAUACAAGGUAAUCUUAAAAUUAAAUACAGUGGCAACAAAGCAAUGCCAUGUGAAACUCCAGCCGGACACUGUUGCCCACAGAAGGUGCAGCAGGAGGGCUGCUCUCUCCUUGUUACGAAAGAGGCAUCAGAAAGCGUCAGGUGUCAGAGCUGGGCCAGCACCAUGCUAAAUCUCGCUCCUUUGGGUGAGAAGAACCCAAGGGGCUGAAGAGAAUACUUCUCUUGCCUUGUGACUAAAGGAGAGUUAAUUCACCACCUUAAAUGCCUCCCAGUCCCCACUUUGGGAAACCUUGCUCUAAUUCACUUGUUGGAUGUGAUCGAAUCACCCCUUUUUAUUUUUUUCUUUGGCCGUGCUGCACGGCAGGCCGGAUCUUAGUUCCCCGACCAGGGAUCCAACCCACGUCCCCUGCAGUGGAAGCGCUGAGUCCUAACCCCUGGACCGCCACGGAAGUCCCAUAUAUUUUCCAUAUUUUCAAGCUCUUUCAUUUUCAUU
Physeter macrocephalus (sperm whale) is the source of this 2359-nucleotide messenger RNA. It is a transcript of the gene CTSH, whose product is annotated as cathepsin H. Gene Ontology annotation, cellular component: lysosome. The transcript has 11 exons. Lineage: Eukaryota; Metazoa; Chordata; Mammalia; Artiodactyla; Physeteridae. The coding region runs from base 67 to 897 and encodes 276 amino acids. Gene Ontology annotation, molecular function: cysteine-type endopeptidase activity. The record is from RefSeq and is a predicted model, not a curated record.